AUGUUUUAUGGUAUAUAAUUAUCAGCAGGGGAAUCAUAAACUAUUUAGAAAGUAGAUGAUCAUAAUUAAUUUGUAUUAUCAUAAGCAGUUUUGGUUAAGGGUAUCAAUAUUAAUGUAUUAAUGAAUGGAAUAGUCAUAGCUUCGUUGAAUCAAGUAUGAUUAUAUUGAUGAAUAGAAAAACUCUUAAAUGUCUCUUAGAAUUAAGAUCACACCUGAAUAACAAAUAGCAAAGCUUGAAGCAAAGGGAAAUGGAACUGUUCAUUUAUGUGGAUAUCACAUGAAAUUUGAUUUAGAAAAUGAAGAUGUUGAUUUACAAUCUGUAGCACAAUUAUUAAAAUAAAAUAAUGAAAAAACUCAAAGUAAAAUUUAAAAAUAAUCUGUUGUUUCUAUAAUUGAUAAUUAACCAAAAUGGGAUGAAAUGGAUUGGGAAGAUGAAUAAUUUUAAAAGAGAAUUAAAUGA
Molecule: messenger RNA, 460 nt
Organism: Paramecium pentaurelia
Lineage: Eukaryota; Ciliophora; Oligohymenophorea; Peniculida; Parameciidae
Source: the annotation of a GenBank genome assembly